UAUUGUCCCCCGCCCUCUGAAUCAUGUGAUUCAGGUGUUCCAAUCCCCUCCCAAUCAUGUGAUUCAGGUGUUCCAAUCCCCUCCCAAUCAUGUGAUUCAGGUGUUCCAAUCCCCUCCCAAUCAUGUGAUUCAGGUGUUCCAAUCCCCUCCCAAUCAUGUGAUUCAGGUGUUCCAAUCCCCUUCCAAUCAUGUGAUUCAGGUGUUCCAAUCCCCUCCCAAUCAUGUGAUUCAGGUGUUCCAAUCCCCUCCAUAUCAUGUGAUUCAGGUGUUCCAAUCCCCUCCAUAUCAUGUGAUUCAGGUGUUCCAAUCCCCUCCAUAUCAUGUGAUUCAGGUGUUCCAAUCCCUCCAUAUCAUGUGAUUCAGGUGUUCCAAUCCCCUCCAUAUCAUGUGAUUCAGGUGUUCCAAUCCCCUCCAUAUCAUGUGAUUCAGGUGUUCCAAUCCCCUCCAUAUCAU
This is a messenger RNA of Staurois parvus, 453 nucleotides long. Lineage: Eukaryota; Metazoa; Chordata; Amphibia; Anura; Ranidae. The record is from the annotation of a GenBank genome assembly.